This is a messenger RNA of Nakaseomyces glabratus, 1638 nucleotides long. RefSeq names its product Izh3p (gene IZH3). The record is from RefSeq and is a predicted model, not a curated record. Gene Ontology annotation, biological process: intracellular zinc ion homeostasis. Gene Ontology annotation, molecular function: signaling receptor activity. Gene Ontology annotation, cellular component: membrane. Lineage: Eukaryota; Fungi; Ascomycota; Saccharomycetes; Saccharomycetales; Saccharomycetaceae.
AUGGACUCUAUCAGUUCAGCAUCGAAGCAUGUGUCCCAGUACUUCGACUUCGAGCCCUCUUUGCACAAGUGGAAGCAGAGAGGUCUGGACAACAUACACCGUGUCAGGCAGACUGGGCGCAACGUCAGGUACCCAAGGUUCAUACACAACACCUGGAACUCCCUGACUUCCUACACCGACGAGCUGCGCGCGCCAGACAAUGACGCCAAGGCGCGUUCACAGGGCCAGAACAAAGUGACCCGCCCCGCGCGGUCCCGCGCGCCCAAGAAAAACAGGUACAGCGAGUCCACGAUCUCGCUGACCUCAGACGCCAACACGCUGGUGAACUCCAACGCCUCGACUACCUCGUUCUCGAGGUUCCGGGCGCCUAAGCCCGCCACGACGUCUAACUCCUUCGGCUCGGUGGGGUCUGGCGGCUCCAGCCCCAACGAUUACUCCUCUACCACGUCGCUGUCCUCGGCGGCUACACCUGUCCCUGAGGAGUUGCUGGAGUACGUCGAGAAGCCCGUCUACACUCUCACGUUCAAGGACGACGACGUGGUAGUCAAGGAGGAAGAGAUCAUCGAGGAACUGGACAUCAAGACCUACAUCAACACUUACAACUACGAAAACGCCUUCGAGUUCGGGAAAGUGAGACACUUGCACUACUACGAGCUGCCUUUCCCCUGGAGAGAGAACAGGUGCAUCAUCAACGGCUACAGGUUCUACAACUCCCACAAGAAGUCCUUGCUCUCUAUCGUAAACUGGUACGGAUGGCACAACGAGACGUCCAACAUCUGGACGCACUUGCUCGGUGGGCUAUACAUCCUGUACCUCAUGUUCUACCAAUUCCCUUCUUCAGAAGUGUUCAUGUCCGAGCAGGUCCCCAAAGCCGCAAAACUGAUCACAUACGUGUUCUUGAUCGCUGCUGCCAAGUGCCUGUUCAGCUCUGUCUUCUGGCACACUUUUAACGGGACCUCCUUGCUGCGUCUGCGUUGCAAGUUCGCCUGCGUUGAUUACAGCGGUAUCUCCAUUCUGAUCACCGCGUCCAUCCUGACCACCGAAUUCGUCACUAUGUACCAGUGCCCUUGGGCAAUGGUCUCCUACAUGGCUCUCUCUACAGCACUGGGUAUCUUCGGUGUGUUCAUGAACUGGUCGCCAAAGUUUGACAGACCAGAGGCAAGACCUCUGAGAAUCAAAUUCUUCAUCUUGCUAGCAAGCAUGGGUAUCCUGUCCUUCCUACACUUGACCUUCAUCACAAGCUUGUCACACUCCACUUGGCUGCUAUCCCCAAUCACCAAGAAAUCUGUGGUGUGGUACCUGGUGGGCGUCGUCUUCUAUGGCUCUUUCAUCCCAGAGAGAUGGAGAACCGACAUCCAAUAUGACCACACAAUCCCAACAAGCCACGAACUAUCCACCAACGUAGACAUCAUCAACAAGGAGAAACACAUCCAUUUCAGAGAAACUCCAACACCACACGAAAUGUGCAAGCACCACGAACACCACCACAGGUCUUUCAAGUCCCUAUGGUGGGUCGACUACGUAGGUUGCUCCCACACUUUGUGGCACUUCUUCGUUGUCCUGGGUGUCAUCGGACACUACAGAGCCAUCCUAGAUAUCCUGACAAAGAAAUGGAUCCUUUCUGGCUCCCCACUCUAA